Anopheles darlingi is the source of this 1519-nucleotide messenger RNA. It is a transcript of the gene Ublcp1, whose product is annotated as ubiquitin-like domain-containing CTD phosphatase 1. Gene Ontology annotation, cellular component: nucleus. The coding region runs from base 445 to 1416 and encodes 323 amino acids. Gene Ontology annotation, molecular function: protein binding; protein serine/threonine phosphatase activity. NCBI's taxonomy places the organism in Eukaryota, Metazoa, Arthropoda, Insecta, Diptera, Culicidae. The record is from RefSeq and is a predicted model, not a curated record. Gene Ontology annotation, biological process: protein dephosphorylation. The transcript is spliced from 6 exons.
CCCGAAAGAAUCGAUAAUAUGUGUUUUGAAGCUGUGCAAAUACGCAAUGGAGGGGGGUUGUAUGUCCGCUGUACGAUUGAAAAAUCGGGAAGUCUACCAUCCAUAAGGCGAAAAUGAGCCGGUCCAUCAUGCCAUCGAAUGUUUGCCGCGAGUAGAACGUCUCUAAAAAUAGAACGUAUGAAAACCCUCAUGUUGGAAGCAGCAGAACAAUCGCUAAAGGCGCCGCGAAUCUCGGGGACCUACAUCGCCGCAACAAGUAGUGGUUAACAGAUCGGUUUCUUCGGAGUUCCGUGUUUACGUUUGAACGUUUUUGAAGUUUGACGUGCGGUCGAAAAGAGGAACUAAAUCGACAAAAGUGUCAGUGAAGGAAGAAGAAACCGGAAUCGUCAUUAUUUGCGGCGCCUUCGCGGACUUUCAGGUAAUCCGGAAACAAAACGCUCUGCCAUGGAUGCGAAGGAGGUUACGAUAAUUAUCAAGUGGAGCGGAAAGGAGUUCCCGAUCGAGGACCUCACCGAACACGACACAGUGGCCGUGCUCCGGCACGAGAUUUGCAAAAAGACACAGGUGCGCCCGGAACGACAGAAGCUGCUGAAUUUAAAACAUAAAGGAAAGCCAGUGACGGAUGAUGUGAGGCUCGGGGUCCUAGAGCUGAAGCCCAACUUUAAGCUGAUGAUGGUUGGAUCACUGGAAAGCGACAUUAUGGAGGCCUCUUCACGGCCAACCGACAUCGGAAGCGUCGUGAACGAUCUGGACAAGGAGGAGGAAGAUAAUGUGCCGCUAGAGAACAAGGAAAUCUAUCUCACAAAAAUCAACAAACGCAUCAAGGAGUACACCAUCAAGGAACUGAACCCUCCUCGGGAAGGCAAACGGCUACUGGUACUGGACAUUGAUUACACCAUCUUCGAUCACCGCUCCGUGGCUGAGAACGGCGCCGAAUUGAUGCGACCAUUUCUACACGAGUUUCUGUCGGCAGCCUAUAAGGAUUACGAUAUCGCGAUAUGGUCGGCGACGUCGAUGCGAUGGAUCGUGGAAAAGAUGAAACUACUUGGGGUGACGGAUGAAUCGCGGGAUUAUAAGCUGGUAUUUAUGCUCGAUGAUGCCGCCAUGAUCACCGUGCUGUGUCCGUUACGCGGUGUGAUCGAGGUGAAGCCGUUGGGCGUGAUCUGGGGAAAGUAUAGCCAAUAUUCGUCGAAGAACACGAUCAUGUUCGACGAUUUGCGGCGCAACUUUCUGAUGAACCCAAAGUCGGGCCUACGCAUCAAGCCAUUCUCGGAGGCACACCUGAAUCGCCACAAGGACAAGGAGCUGCUCAAGCUGGCCAAGUACCUGAAGGCGAUCGCAGAAAAUUGUGAUGAUUUCGAUACGCUGAACCACCGGCGAUGGGAGGACUAUCUUUCGAAGAAACGUUCCAGCUAAUGCUCCGUGGUAAAUACGACUGCUAAGAGUUUAUGAAACAAUCUAGUUUUAAGGCAGAUUGCUUUUCUUUAAUGAAUAAUUCUCUCAAAUAGAAUGGAAAAAA